AACAAACCAGAGAUCAUCAACCGCCACCGCCUCUCUCCCAGCUGUGUGUUAGCUUAGCUUCUCUCUUAGCCCGAGGGCUCCUUCAGAAAUCUACUGAUUUAAUGUUGUUAAUCGUCUCGUUUGAAACUGAUCACGCCUGGAACCGGAACCAGAACCGUUUCAGUUUCAGGUUGAGUCGUCUUGUGAUUCGGGAUCGUCCCGGACACCAGGGAACUGUCCUUCGCGUGAGAUUUGUCCUUUUGUGCUGAAACGUGCUGUCACUUCCUGGGACUUUCCCCCACAUGUUUAACACGGUGGCCUUAAAGUUUGUGCUCCUGUUUGUUGAACCUGAUGAAGAAGAACUUCCAGCUUCCUGGAAACCAGUCGAGCGGGACGUGACGACAGAUUCACGCUAAGAUGUGAACGCGACGGGUUUUUAAAUCAGCGCAGAUUUAAAGGAAGUUUGGUGUCAAGUUAAAAGAAGACCAGUUAACCUAGCACGAAGCUAAAUGAGCUAAAGCUAACGACAAACUGAUCCACCGAGAUGAGCAGCUCCAGGCAGAGAGCCAGAGAUCUCCUGAAGGCCUACGACCACAGUCUGGAGCAGCAGAUUGUGGGACGAGGCUCCAGCCAUGCGUGUGGAGACGAGGAGCUGUGGAGGCAGGUGGAGGGUCGGCUGAGGGAGGGAGACGCUCAGGACACCCACUGCCUGGGUCUGGAUCCACUGGCGGUGAUGGAGGAGUCGCUCAAGGCGGCGCCAGCGACGACAGCGGCGCCAACCACAGCGAGGGGUGUGAAGGUCAAAUCCAGAGGACGACUGCAGGGCCUGGCUAAAGCUUUUGAGGUCCUGGAGCAAGCGGCCCUCAACCUGUACCUCGGCCCCUGGAGGGACGAGUACAAAGUCGUCAAGAUGUAUUCCGGUACUUUCACCCACUUCAUCAAACCAGUGCUGUCGAUGCCUCAGAUUGAGAAACUCUUCGGCCUGUUAGGAUACCGGCCCAGCUCACACGAGCAGCUCUUCCUGCAGGAGCUCAGAACCAGCCCUGCUUCUCUGGACGAUCUCCUCCGCUUGUCCUGCGCCUUCUACCUGGCUCGUUGUGAGUGUCGCCUCCUUCAGGCGGCUCUCGGGAAGCAUGUGGGCGAGGCCCAGUGGGAGCUGAGUGUGGUGCGAGAGCGGCAGAGAGGAAGCGGCCUGCAGGUCGCCAUGGACAUCACCAAGAAGACCAUGAAAGUCAACCAGCCGCGGAUGGAGCCGUUUGCCGGCGGAGUGGACGUGGAUCUGUACACAGACGAGCACCUCAACGGGGGGGCGGCGGCCGUGAGUGACGACAAAACCUGGCUGACUCAAAAGAGUUCGUCUCCACCUGCUGUCAAAACCCACAGCGACGGAAUGACAUCUCAGUCGUCCUCAUCCGCCUCCGUGCCCGCCAGAGAGCACGUCUGCGUCACCACACUCAACUGUCAGCUGACCAAGAUGCCUGCUGUGGACUCGGCGGUCGGCUCAAGGUUCGACAAGGCAGACUCUGAACCCCACGGGGGCAGCUCGCAGUUAGAAGCUGUGGCUCUUAGUAAGAGUGAGAGUGAAGCCAACCACUUCUGCAGCUGCCUCCAGUCUCCUCAUCUUUACCUUCAACACUGUAUUGAAUGUAAUACGUUGCACGAUAUCAGCUGUGCGUUGCUAAAGCACUGCUCGAUGGAGCACCACACUGUGGAAGAAUCUGGAGCAGCGUCGCCUCAAAGUCUCGCAGCGAGCGACAUGAAUGCAUCACCAACUCUCAGCAGCAGCGCAGCCAGGUCCUCCACAGUUCCACGAGAUGUCCCCGAAUCCGUAAUCCCGUCUCUUCAUCCAAUCAGCUUCCACGACUGCUGCAACCUGGCCCAGCUGGACCCGCAGGUCCUGUGUCGCAGCUGCAGCGUGUUCCACACCGGCUCCUGCAGAGAGCUGGACUACUGCCAGAUCCACCACACCACAAAGCUGCUGGGAGUGUGUGGCUGCGGGAAGCUGUGUCCCAGAAAACCUCUGGUUCUGUGCAGAUACUGUGGAACCGAGUAUUGUCGGGACUGCUGGUACAGGAGUCCUGUCUUUUGCGCCUGUGGCGAAACGUUUGACCAGUCGUCCUCCGUGUGACUCUUACUGGAAAAGCUUUGCACUAACGAGGCACAACUAGCGAAGCCAAAGUGCCUUAAAUCUGCACACGUUCAAAUCAAGUACAAUCAAAUCCAAAUGUUGCCUUGGCUCAAUGCUGACACGCAGUAUUUAGUGGUCCCAGUUUUUCUAUUUGUGACUUUUUCCUGAGACUUUCGUGAAUCUGACGUCCAGUUCUGUUUGUAACUCGUCCGACUGACCCGAUGUGAGCGUGGAGAUGAACCUGCCACCAGACGCCCGUCUCCUUCGGCCCAGAGUCGGAUUUCAAAAUCCCAUUUGUUACAGGAAACAACAAGAGACGCCUUCAAGCUGAAUGCUGAAUCUUUCUUUGUUUGUUGUUUUCUCUUUGAAGAAAAUUAGCCAUUUCAAUCGGUGUUCAUCUCCCUACAUACAAAAUACUCCAAAUGUCCCCCUCACUGCUUGGCUGGCAGCACAGUCGCUGCAUCCUGAGCUUCGCUACGAACACGGCUGUGAUUUAUAGAAAUGAAAAAGAAACCAGAGCUUUUUUCUUUGGCCUGCAGGACAAUGAUAAUCAGGUCGGACUUUGUGAGACUAGAUCACAUCAUCAUCAGAAUUGUGUAUUGUUGUUGUGAUCUCCGACACUUCAGUGUAACUUGGUGCAAAGCACAAAGUCUGUUUCAUCUGUAUUUGUUGCCUGCAGAGUAAAAAGGGUCAAUGCGUCA
Hippoglossus stenolepis (Pacific halibut) is the source of this 2808-nucleotide messenger RNA. It is a transcript of the gene spata2l, whose product is annotated as spermatogenesis associated 2-like. NCBI's taxonomy places the organism in Eukaryota, Metazoa, Chordata, Actinopteri, Pleuronectiformes, Pleuronectidae. The record is from RefSeq and is a predicted model, not a curated record. Bases 524 to 2107 code for a protein of 527 amino acids. The transcript is spliced from 4 exons. Gene Ontology annotation, cellular component: cytoplasm.